ACGGUCGGUUCUACGGAGGCUCAGGAAACACAUCCGCGUCGUCGUCGCCCACCGAUUCAGCACAAUACUCCAGUGGCGAUGAACAGCUGCGACGCAGCCAAGGCCGCAGUUCGUAACGGCAUGGAGGCGGGGCCAGCGGUGGCACAUUAGCAUAUAAUCUGGGUUAUGGUUUCAAGGACAGGAGAAUUUGAUGGGUUUCGACUUCACUGCUACAAUAUUUUAUAUAUCCUUAUCGGGCGAGCAUGUUUGGGAGAAAUUGGUUAUUGUUUUUUUGUUUUGUUUUUUUUUUUUUCUUUUCUUUCUUUCUUCUUCUUUUCUCUUUCUUUACCUUUCUGUUGGUUUGCACCGGCCAUCGUGUUCCCACACUCACGCGUACCUCGUCGUAUAGGAGGGUCAAGCAGAUGUCGGUGCACAGCCUUUGUUGCUCGGGUUCUUUUCGCGCUGGGUAGCGUCGAUGACCGAGUUGAGCGUGCAUGCCACGAUCUCACGAGUCUAGUGGGUGAAGGGGUGUUUUAUCAUUCUGCUGUGGCGUAAAAUGUUUCAUUAUGAUAUUCUGAUAGUCAAGAAGUGGAUUAUUCCAUGAGCGGGUUGUUUCCUUGAACGUUUCGAGUGUUCUGUGGAGAUGAAUUGAGAGUGAGGAAGAAGAUGCUGUGGGCUGGCUGCUGUGUUUGUCUUAGGGUAACGGACUGAGGAGUCGCCCCUCCCCUCG
Messenger RNA from Aspergillus japonicus CBS 114.51, 709 nucleotides. RefSeq lists its product as uncharacterized. Bases 166 to 534 code for a protein of 122 amino acids. The record is from RefSeq and is a predicted model, not a curated record. Lineage: Eukaryota; Fungi; Ascomycota; Eurotiomycetes; Eurotiales; Aspergillaceae. The transcript is spliced from 2 exons.